Molecule: messenger RNA, 1473 nt
Organism: Salvia hispanica
Lineage: Eukaryota; Viridiplantae; Streptophyta; Magnoliopsida; Lamiales; Lamiaceae
Product: hydroxyproline-rich glycoprotein family protein
Source: RefSeq, a predicted model, not a curated record
GUGAAGUUGUUUACCAAAUUAAACCCCUGUGUUAAACCCUGGCCGCUGUAUCUAGCCAUCUCCUCUUCCUUUCCGCGAUUCCUUUUCCGUUAAUGGCGAAUUUCUGCCUUCACUGCUAGAUGAAGGCGUGCUGGAAUCAUCUCGAUAGGGCGAAAUGAGACUGAAUCGUACUGUUUGUCGACCUGCUAAUCUCGGCUUGUCUCUUCGGUUUCAGCGGCGUCAAGAUACCAAAAUUUCAACUUCUUCUCUGCAUCCUGUUUUAGCUGAUGCAUCGAAUCUAGGGCAUGGAUCGAAAUUAUUGGGGCGCGAUCGAUUAUAUGCUUCUGCUUCUGCGGUAACUAGUGCGCUGGAAGAUAGAAAGCCGCGUAAAAGACCUUCAAAGGAUGAGCGCAGAACUAUGGUGGAAACCUAUGUUAACGAGUACAGAAUAACAAAUGAUGGGAAGUUUCCAACUGUUUCUCAUACUAUAAAAGAAGUUGGUGGUGGUUACUAUACUGUCAGACAGAUCAUACAGGAAAUGUUAUACAAUUCCAAACAAUCAUCAACUGAUGCUAAGUACGUCUCCAUUGGGAAAAGCUCAACGAAAGAGACUGAGAUAGCAUCCAAUUCCAAGAAUGAAAUAGAUUUAACAGACAUUAGGAAUGUGAGAAGCACAACUAACAAUCACGAUAUGAUAUGCAAUUCUGAAGAACAAUCCAUGUAUACUAAGGACAAUUCCGCAGAGAAAAGUGCAACCAAAAUUCAUGAAAUGAUAUGCAAUUCCGAAGAACAGUCCAUGUAUACUAGGGAUGUUUCCUUGGAGAAAAGCACCAUAAAAGAGGAUCACAUAUUGACUAAGUUUGAAGAGGUUCCUCAAGCCUUGGAGCUAGGUGAAGGUACUGGACCAAUCUUGAAGGAUGUUGAGACUUCCAGUUCCAUGGCCAUUAAAUCAAAGCAAGACCAAUUUGUUUCAGUUGAGACUGGUGAACCAAAAGAUGUGGAAGCUCAAUCUCCACACCUGAUUGACAAACAUGAAAGUAUCCAGAACCUAGAUUAUGAGAAGGAACAUGAGAUACGUGAAGAAAAUGAGAAUUCCAAUGCUUCAGAACAUAGAGCUGGGCGACAGGAGUCGUCAGAAAUAUCUGGAAGGGAGCUGGACAACAUGCCUCAUGAAUAUGCAGAUCAAAAGAAAUCCUCAGUUUGGAAUAAUCUAAAGUCCUUUGCAAAUGGAAUUCUGAGCAUGUGGAAGAAAUCUUGAUUCGACUUGAAAUUUGAAGCUUUUCAUCUUCGUUGAGAAUUGCAUAGAUUUUUUAUAGUCGAUGUGGUUUAUCAGAAAUUGAAGUUAUUAGUUUUUCUUGUGAACAAGAAUAUGCUAGUAUUGCAUUUAGAUAGCGGCGUAGUCAGGUGAUUUAGUAAAUAGACGUGCGGGUUUGUUACUAGUAGGAUAAUUUUGUUUUCAAAAUAUUAAUAUUAAUUUGAAAUAUUUCUUUUUUA